Molecule: messenger RNA, 2529 nt
Organism: Meira miltonrushii
Lineage: Eukaryota; Fungi; Basidiomycota; Exobasidiomycetes; Exobasidiales; Brachybasidiaceae
Product: cysteine proteinase
Exons: 1
Biological process (GO): proteolysis
Molecular function (GO): calcium-dependent cysteine-type endopeptidase activity
Source: RefSeq, a predicted model, not a curated record
AAAUGGAGCCAAAAGCUUGAAGAAGCUCAAAAACUCACAAAUGAGGCCACCAGGUUAGAAUUCGCAAAAGAUUAUUCGUCAGCAUUUGCGAAAUAUGUCCGGGCAGGUGAACUAUACCUGAGUCUCGCUAGAACCUAUGAUGACCGGCCUAAGACAGCAGUCUCUGUUGCAGGAGAAAGUGGAACAGACUUGAAAACACGUAUCAAGAAGGCAGCAGAAAAGGUCUUGAAUCGUGCAGAGAAGAUUAAAUCUCUUCGCAAAGACAUCAAACCAGUACAGAAGAAAGUAUUGAGUGUAGAAGAACAAUCUAGAAUACUUGACCUGGCGUCCAAAAUUGGUACCAUAGAUGCUCCUGUUUGGAAGCAAGAAGGGCCUUCUACCAGUACCAUCGAGCAACCCGCACUGGCUCCUCUUCACUUAAAGAAAAAUGCGACAUACAGGAGCCGCAAAGAUGGCUUAUUUUGGUCAAAGAAAUCACUAUAUAGUCUGGAGCUUCAGGGGAGCGAAAUUGUUCAAGACAUCGUAAAUGAUUGUAGCUUCAUUGCGGCUUUAGAAGUUGCCGCUCAAUAUGAUGCAAAAUGGGGAACAAAUCUGGCAACAGGACCUUUGUUUCCAAAGGGAACCGAUCAAACGCCAAAGUGGGAUGAUGCUGGUCGCCAUCAAGUACGCUUUCACAUGAACGGUACAAAGCGCAAAAUUGAGAUAGACGAUGCGAUUCCGUGCGAUGAUCAAGGCACGCCCAUGUGCGCAUUGGGAAUCCCGUCCAGCGACCCAAAGAAUCUGCAGCUAUGGCCUGCAUUACUGGAAAAGGCAUACCUUUUGAUUCGAGGAGGAUACGAUUUUAAAGGCUCUAAUGCAGCCAUGGAUUUGCAUGUAUUGACAGGUUGGAUACCUGAACAACUCGGUCUCCAUCGGGAUGACUUCCACCGCGAGAAAGUAUGGGAGAGGCUUGUAAAGGCAAUGAAAGAAGGCAACGCCAUGCUGACAGCAGGGACAAGUAAAAAUACACAGGAGGAAUACGGCCAAAUUCGUCUGAUCCGGUCGCACAACUAUGCUGUUCUGGACUUGAUCGAGGAUCAUGCCGAACGAAAAGUCGUUCUUAUGAAUCCGUGGCGUCAACCCGUUUCCAGCGGCGCAAGUGGUGGUGGUCUUGCUACUAUGCAGACUCUCAAUGAAGCUCUCCCGGUAUGCUACGCGAAAGAACAGUUCACGAUAACCUGGGACGAGCUGUGUGCUCGGUUCGACUCGCUAUACAUUAGCUGGAAUCCGAAGAUGUUUAAGAUGUCGAGCGAGUUUCACGGCAUUUGGAGAUCUUCCAGAAAAAAUGGUCAUGUACAAGUCCAGCUCAAUGUUGAGCCAUCGACGGCCAAUCCGGUACCAACCACAUGGGUUCAUUUGGUCAAGCACUUUCCUCCUGACGACAAAGAGCGUGCUGCCUCCUCUACAGUUUCUGAAUGGAUAAGCGCUCAUGCCUUUGAUAAUGAGAAUGAAGGUGUUUUGCAUCAUUCCGAAUACGCUGGAGAGUAUGUCGACGGUCUGCAUGCUUUGACGAGAUUUAAAACGGACAAGAAGAAGUACACUCUUGUAGCAUCACGACAGAUUGAGGAGAACAGUGCAGAUGGUGCCAUUGACAGGUGCCAAGACAGCACAUUCACGAUGACAGUGUAUUCGAAUGCAAGUCACAUCUCACUCGAAGAAGUAGAGAACAAAUAUCCAUUUGAGAUUGCAAUUCCUGGACAGUGGACACUAGGCACAGCAGGUGGAAAUCCACUCGAGCCAACAUUCAUGCAUAAUCCCCAGUAUGCAAUCACGGUGCCAGCAUCAGGUGCAAUGCAGACAACUUCUGUGCGCAUUUCAGCAGAAGCCAGCAAGGAUGUUUCGAUUCUGAUUUUACUGCUUUGGCCAAAAAUAGAUCAAGGCUCUGUUCAACGAACUGAUCAUUUUGCACCGGGAGAUAUCGUUUGCAGCAGUGAAACGUAUAAUUAUGGUUUAGCCAUUGCUCAAUCUACGAAACUUAAGCCUGGAAUACCCUACACGUUGAUCAUCAGUACAUAUUCACCUGGUCACCUAGGCCCUUUCAAUAUCACCGUGCAAACGCAAACAGGACAGGCUGAAGUGAAGCCAAUUCCGAUGGAAGGUGCGGGUAUGUAUCAACAACGUUUGCGUGAUCGUUGGAGUAUUGCGAAAGGUACGGCAGCUGGUGCUCCGAGAUUUGGGAGGUGGCAAAGUAAUCCUUCUUGGACAUUUAGCAUUGACAGGAAAAUGCAAUUGACUGCGAGGCUUACGAUUGAUUCGAAAGCCAGAACGGAAUCCACGGCUUCAGAAUCAAGUAUUAAUAAACGACCUCAUCUGAAUGUCACGGUCAUCGGUCAAGAGUCAGGCAAAGAGAUUGCCUCUUCCGGACCGUACGCAAAUAUUCCAUGUGGGGUAGCAAUACGUAAUGUGAUGCUAGAGCCGGGCAAUUACACGAUCAUAGCGUCAACAUUUGAUAUGUACGUUGAAGCUGCUUUUACUCUUCAGCUUUUUACA